UCGAGUUACCAGACCCCGGGGUUUUAGGGACGAAGAGGUCAAUCACCCCCACCCGUUCCUAGACUGGGCGGCGUGGACUCACGCGCGCCCCAGGUAGCUGGGCUGUGAGCCUUUAGGGAGAGACAGCUGAGCGGGAUGGAAAGAAAUGAGGAACGCCGGUAAAGACCAGCGUUUGUUCGCCCUGUCGCGCGCCUUAUAGGUUAAAUUCUCGACACUCCUGUGACCCAAGCCACAGAAUGUCAAUAGCACGUUCGUCUGUCCAUGCCAAAUGGGUUGUGGGGAAGGUGAUUGGGACAGCAAUGCAAAAAACUGCUAAAGUGAGAGUGACCAGACUGGUUCUGGAUCCCUAUUUGUUAAAGUAUUUUAAUAAGCGAAAAACCUACUUUGCCCACGAUGCUCUUCAGCAGUGCACCGUCGGGGAUAUCGUGCUUCUCAAAGCUUUACCUGUCCCUCGAACCAAGCACGUGAAGCAUGAACUGGCCGAGAUCAUUUUCAAAGUUGGACAAGUCAUAGAUCCGGUGACUGGCAAGCCCUGUGCAGGAACCACCUACCUGGAGAGCCCCAUCAGUCCCGAAAGCACCCGCCUGACCAAAAACCUGGAAGCACUCCAGCUCUCGUCAACACAGUGAAGGGGGAGUGAAGACGGAGCCAAAGGGAAGGAUUUAUAAGUUUGCUUUAUGGAAAAAUUUUUCUAAGUUUCCUCACAAACCGUCCAGUUUAAUCUUCUGGUAUUUAUGAAAUAGUGAAAGUAAAUGAAAUAAAAACUUUGUUAUAAUUUUUCUUAAA
Phacochoerus africanus (Common warthog) is the source of this 786-nucleotide messenger RNA. It is a transcript of the gene MRPS17, whose product is annotated as mitochondrial ribosomal protein S17. NCBI's taxonomy places the organism in Eukaryota, Metazoa, Chordata, Mammalia, Artiodactyla, Suidae. Bases 237 to 629 code for a protein of 130 amino acids. Gene Ontology annotation, cellular component: mitochondrial small ribosomal subunit; ribosome. Gene Ontology annotation, molecular function: structural constituent of ribosome. Gene Ontology annotation, biological process: mitochondrial translation. The transcript is spliced from 3 exons. The record is from RefSeq and is a predicted model, not a curated record.